AUUGUAUUCAAAUAUUAGUUAAUCAAACUUCUGAAGAAUAUAUUUCGAUUUCAAAUCAAAUGGUUAAUCAAACUUCUGAAAAAUAUAUUUCGAAUUCAAAUCAAAUGAAUUAUCUGAAUAAUGUUAGUAUUAAUGAAGUUUUAACAUAUUCUAACGAAAGAUUAUUUGAUAUUAUAGAAACCAAAAUUUUUGAUUAUGUAAAAAAUACGGCACUUGAAUCUGAAAAUACAAAUUUAAAAGUAGAAAAUGCGGAACUUAAAUCAAGAAACGUAGCUCUCGAAAAAAACAAUGCGGAUUUUAAAUCAAGAAACUUGGCCUUUGAACAAAGCAAUGUGGACCAUAAAUCAAGAAACUCUGCUCUCAAACAAGACAAUGUGGAACUCAAAUCAAGAAAUGUAGUUCUAGAAGAAACCAAUUUGGACCUUAUAACAAAACUUAUAGUUAGCAAAAAAGAACUUGAGACCGUCAAAGAAAGUAAUAUAAAUCUUAAAAUGAAACUUACUAAGACUGAAGAUGAACAUAAGGCUUUUAAAACAAAGCUUGAGAUUAGUGAAAAAGAAUGUCAAGCUUCCAGAAAGAACAUUGCAAAACUCAAAACAAGACUUAUAGCCAUUGAAGAUGAAAAUGCAUCUCUUAAAAAAGGUCUCAAAGAUUUAAAUAUGCAAAAAAUGAAAGAUGAUAAAAUAAGCCAAAAAAGACUAGAUUCAAUAAUGAAACUGAAACAAAAUUAUCAGGAAUAG
This is a messenger RNA of Dentiscutata heterogama, 740 nucleotides long. NCBI's taxonomy places the organism in Eukaryota, Fungi, Glomeromycota, Glomeromycetes, Diversisporales, Gigasporaceae. The record is from the annotation of a GenBank genome assembly.